AUGCAGCAGAAGAUGAAUCUUACCGAAAAAGAAAAGCAAGCGAUAAGAGAACGCUAUUUUGGUGGUGAACGCAAAAAGAGAAAGAUUCGUAGGAUGAAUGAGAAAAAGUUUGUGUUUGAUUGGGAUGCAGGAGAAGAUACAUCCUAUGAUUUUAACCCCUUAUAUGCCAAUAAGCACAAUGCUCAAAUGUUUGGUCGCGGUCAUAUUGCCGGUAUUGACGAAAAAGAGCAAAAGAAGCAACAAUCUGAAUUUUAUGAAAGACUAUUGAAAGAGCGUAGAACUACUGAAGAAAUGGAUAGAGCUAGCGAACUUGAGCAAAUUUCCCUUAGAAAGGAAGCCAAGGUCAAAUGGGACGAACGUCAUUGGACUGAAAAGCCUUUGGAUCAAAUGAGAGAAAGAGACUGGCGUAUCUUCAAAGAAGACUUUAAUAUUACAACAAGAGGUGGUAAUAUACCUCAUCCUAUUCGUUCAUGGGAUGAAUCUGGACUUCCAGAGAAGAUACAGCAGAUCAUUAAAGAAAUUGGAUACAAAGAUCCCACUCCUAUUCAGAGACAAGCCAUUCCUAUUGCUAUACAAAAUCGUGAUCUCAUCGGUAUUGCAGAGACAGGUUCUGGUAAAACUGCAUCCUUUGUUAUUCCACUUCUUGUAUAUAUAUCCGAAUUACCAAAAAUGUCAGAGGAAAACAUGUCUGAUGGUCCUUAUGCAUUGAUUCUGGCACCCACUCGUGAAUUAGCACAGCAGAUUGAGCAGGAAACAUUAAAGUUUGCUACUCCCAUGGGAUUUAACUGUGUAUCCAUUAUUGGUGGUCAUGAUAUUGUAGAGCAAGCAUUUAGUAUGCGUAGUGGUGCAGAAAUUGUUAUUGCUACGCCAGGCCGUUUAAAAGACUGUUUGGAAAGAAGAAUUUUAGUAUUGAAUCAAUGUACCUAUGUGGUAAUGGAUGAAGCUGAUCGUAUGAUCGACAUGGGUUUUGAAGGAGAUGUCAACUUUAUUUUGGACGCAUUGCCUGUCUCCAACAUGAAGCCUGAGGGCGAUGAUAACAUGCAAGUAGAUCUUCCUCAAGGACGCAAGUAUAGACAAACUACUAUGUUUUCCGCUACUAUGCCUGCUGCGGUAGAGCGUUUGGCUAGAAAAUACUUGAGAAGAGAAGCUGUGGUCACAAUUGGUGUGGUUGGCCAAGCAGUCGAAACUGUAGAACAGCGUGUUGAAAUGAUUAAUGACGAUGCCAAAAAGACCUCUCGUCUUUUGGAAAUUAUCAACUCUGGCAAGUUUGCAGCUCCUAUUAUCGUUUUCCUCAACUCCAAAAAGGGUGUGGAUACGGUUGCAAAUGUAUUGAAAAAGCAAGGACACUUUGCGGUUACUUUGCAUGGCGGCAAAUCACAGGAACAAAGAGAACAUGCACUAGCUCAGGUUAAGAGUGGUAAAGCAAACGUAUUAGUUGCUACCGAUGUUGCUGGUCGUGGUAUUGAUAUUAAGAAUCUUUCACUUGUUGUCAACUAUGACAUGGCCAAGAACAUUGAAGAUUACACCCAUCGUAUCGGUCGUACGGGUCGUGCUGGUAAAUCUGGUGUUGCCAUUACCUUUUUAUCAAGUAGGGACUCUGAAGUUAUGUAUGAUCUUCGUCAGAUGCUUGCCAAGUCAAGCAUUUCAAGAGUACCUCAUGAGUUAGCCAUACAUCCGGACGCACAAACCAAGCCGGGAACGGUUAAAACAAAGAGAAAGCACGAAGAAACUUUAUUCCAAUAA
This is a messenger RNA of Rhizopus microsporus ATCC 52813, 1743 nucleotides long. RefSeq names its product P-loop containing nucleoside triphosphate hydrolase protein. The transcript is spliced from 9 exons. Lineage: Eukaryota; Fungi; Mucoromycota; Mucoromycetes; Mucorales; Rhizopodaceae. Gene Ontology annotation, molecular function: RNA binding; ATP binding; RNA helicase activity. Bases 1 to 1743 code for a protein of 580 amino acids. The record is from RefSeq and is a predicted model, not a curated record. Gene Ontology annotation, biological process: mRNA splicing, via spliceosome. Gene Ontology annotation, cellular component: catalytic step 2 spliceosome.